This is a messenger RNA of Blepharisma stoltei, 2633 nucleotides long. NCBI's taxonomy places the organism in Eukaryota, Ciliophora, Heterotrichea, Heterotrichida, Blepharismidae. The record is from the annotation of a GenBank genome assembly.
AUGGAGCCUGCAAGUUGUAGUGAAGAUGAGUUUUAUGAUGCCUGCGAAACCGAAGACCAAAUAGCUCUCUAUCAACGAUCAGCCACAAUGCAAUAUAACCCUGAGCCAAUUCCUUUAAAAUCAAAUUUUUUAGGCUUUUUUAUAGCAAAUAUGCGUUAUAUUUUAAUAAAAAAGCCAAAAAGCUUAUUAUUUAGAAAGAGUAUAACAAUUUCAGUUGAAAAUCCUCCAAGUAAUUUAUUGCGAUCUUAUACCGAAGCAAUUUUCCCUAUCUCAAAUCCUUCUCCUACUGAAGAGCUCCCAGUAAUUAUCGAAAAUCCAAAGCCUCAGUCUAUUGUCCUAAUUGAUUAUAAUGUUGAAUAUGAUUGCUAAGAUUAGUUAGGCAUUUGAGGUGCAUGAUGCCUCUCCCUAAUGAAAAGGGACUAAGCCUAAAGCUAGUGAUGUCACGUGCAUUCUUCACACAAAAAUGGUAACCAUAUGGGGAGACUUUCCUAAACAACGAGCCGCCAGCGGCUGCACUUCUCACCCGCAUGCUACCGUCGUUCUUGCCUUGAUUUAGCUCCUACGCUAUGGAUCACUCCUCAGAUAUGCUAAGUAGUAAAACCUUGAGCAUUUUGAUUACUGAGAAGCAAUUCCUCUUGCCCUCUAUGGUCAGAUUUAAACCGCUGUUGUUGUACAGAAGUUCUCUCACUCCCCCCUCCUUUAAAUUGGAACAAAAUAUCGGGUAAAAUUUCCACUUUUUUGGUAAAUUAACCCCCCUUUAAAUUGGAACAAAAUUUAAUUUUAUAAUAAAAAAAUUAUAUAUAAUUUUUAUCUAAAAAGAUUUAAUAUAAAUUAAAUGUUUCUUAUUAACUAAAAUUAAAAAUUUAGUUAUAUCUUGCUCUUUUUUAAAGAUAAAAGUAUAAAGAGCAUCUUAUUUAAAUAAAUUUAUUAUCCUUGAUUGUAAAUUUUAAAAAAAUUUUUGUUUUUUUUGAUAAAAAUGAUAUUUUUUAUUUAAAUAGUUUUGAUAUAAAUUCAAUAGGAAUUCUUUAUAAAAUUUUAAAAUUUACUUAUUUCUUGCUUUAUUUUAAAGAAUAGAGUAUAAAUAAACAUCUUAUUUAAACAAAAUUAGCACUUUGAUCGAUAAAUUUUCUAAAAUUAUUUUUUUUUAAUUUUUUUUAUCAAUCAAAAUAAUAAUUUUUUGUGUAAAUAAUUUUGAUACCAAUUAAUAGUGGCGUAUUAACUAAUAAAUGAAAAUUUAGUUAUAUCUUGCUUUUUUUUAAAGGAUAAAGAGUAAAUAGCGUUUUAUUAAACAAAAUUAUUAAUCUAAUUCGAUAAGUUUUGGAAAUUUUUUUUUUUAAAUUUUUAUAUAUUUUUAUAAAAAAUUUUAUAUUGAUAUUUUUUUUAAAAAAUAAAAAUUAACCCCCCUUUAAAAUUGGAACAAAAUUUUUAGUUCCAAUUUAAAGGGGGGGGGGAGUCAGGAAACCCAAACCAAUUCAGAGGUAGAGAAAAUCAUCAAUGCUAAUUUCUCUCUAACCAAAUUCCAUUCUAUUUAUUAUAAAGUUUAAUACAAAGUAUUAAUCAUAUAGACAACAAAAAAAGACUCUCUUGAAUUCAAUAACCUCCAGUUUUUACAAGAAAUCGAUCUUCCCCACAAAGAAAGCAAUAUAAUUUGUGUCGCAAAAUUCAGCCUUGACUCACGAAUGUUCGCAGUUGCUGGGAGUAAUGGUAAAAUAAUGAUUUUUGACAUUAAUUCUUCAGCAGAUGGGAUUCUAAGCAAUGACCCUUCACAUAUUUUGACUGAGCAUGCAGGCCCAGUUACUGACAUAAGUUGAGGAAAAGAGAACAAUCUAUUAUCGUCUUCUGCUGACAAAACUGUAAAAAUGUGGGUGCAAGGCAGAUUAAACUCAAUGGAAACAGUCCAGCAUCCUUGUGAGGUAAAUUCUGUAUGCUAUAAUCCUAUGGAUUCCAAUUAUUUUGUGACUGCGACAAAAGAUAUGAUUAUCAGGCUUUUUAAGCUGCCGGAAAAAGUUAUAGAAGGAUUUUAUCAAGCCCCUGGAGAAAUAAGUUGCCUGUGCUAUUCUCCAUCAGGAGAAUUUUUAGCUGUAGGCGCAGAUAAAGGGCAAGUCUUAUUAUACCAAGGCAGGUUUGAUUAUAAGCUCCGGCUUGGGGCUACAUUGUUGUGCAGAAACCGCAGAGGCUUAAAAUCUGGAGGGAAAAGAGUCACUGGGCUAGAAUUCAUCGACAAUGACCACUUGUGUGUCACUACUAAUGAUUCUAAUAUCAGACUUUACCGCUAUAAAGAAAAUUUGUUAUUACAAAAAUUUAAAGGCACGGAAAAUAUUAAAUACCCUAUAAGAUCAAGCUUAUCUGAAGACGGAGAAUACCUCCUUUGUGGGUCAGAAAAAGGCAGAAUUUAUAUUUGAAAUACUAUGAAAUCAAGCGAAAUGCCAGGGAAAAAUAAUUUUUUUGAAAGUUUUUACCCCAGAAAGAAAAGGUGCACGGAAUAUGCUUUAUUUGCGCCGAGGAAAAUAGUGGAUUUAGUUCAAGCUGGCAUUGAGAAUGAUUUGCUUGAAAUUAAGCAUGUAAUUUUUACUGUGGGUUCGAAACAAAAUAUUAGAAUCUUUGUUAAUCAGAGAAGCUUGGAAAAUAAUUAA